AUGAGCUAUCUAGAUUCAGAAAGAGAACUGCCAUCUCGGGUGGAAUUUAAUGAAGAAGAUGAAACUAAAGGGGGCCUGUGGGUUUUGGAACAGAAGCUUGAUCAACCUAUGGAUGAGGAGGCUGGAAGACAGAGAAAUAUGUAUAGAGAAAAGAAUUUCUCUGCAAUAUUGCUCUUGAAACUUGCCUUCCAGAGUCUGGGAGUGGUAUAUGGAGACUUAGGAACAUCUCCUCUAUAUGUGUUCAACAAUAUAAUUCCCCAUGGAAUAAAAGAUACAGAGGAUAUUAUUGGUGCCCUUUCAUUGAUUAUAUACUUCCUUACUCUGAUACCUCCACUCAACUGUGUUUUCAUAGUAUGUAGAGCAAAUGACAAUGGUCAAGAUGUGGUUGUACUGGUUGCUGUGUUCAUACUAGUUGGUUUGUUUAGCAUGCAACAUUAUGGAACAGACAAAGUUGGUUGGUUUUUUGCUCCUGUUGUACUGCUUUGGUUUCUCAUGAUUAGAGGUAUUGGCAUCUUCAACAUAUAUAAAUAUGAUAGCUCAGUCUUGAAAGCCUUUUCACCUGUAUACGUAUUGACUUCAAGAGAGGAGGAAAAGACAGUUGGACAUCUCUUGGUGGCAUCAUUCUUAGUAUCACAGCUUGCUUUCACAGUAAUUGUGUUUCAUUUCCUUCUUCUAGCCUACUCCGGACAAGCAGCCUACUUGAUGCAAAAUAAGGAACAUGUAAUCGAUGUGUUUUAUCGUUCUAUUCCAGAUAUGAAUUGGAUCCUUAUGGUUCUAUGUAUUGCUGUAACGACUGGAUUUAGAAAUAAAAGCCAAAUUGGUAAUGCUUAUGUGCUUUUCAAGGUCGAUCAAGGUGGUUGGGUUUCCCUUGUGAUUUCUGCUGUCUUUCUUGUCGUCAUGUAUACCUGGCAUUAUGGUAUAAUCAAAAGGUAUGAAUUUGAGAUGCACAGUAAGGUCUCAAUGGCUUGGAUUUUAAGGCUUGGGCCCAGCUUGGAUCUGGUUCGUGUUCUCGGUAUAGGGCUUGUCUAUAUAGAACUAGCUAGUGGAGUACCACAUAUUUUCUCACAUUUCAUCACCAGCCUACCAGCCAUACAUUCUGUUGUAGUGUUUGUGUGUGUCAAGUACCUUCCUGUGUACACGAUUCCAGAGGAAAAGAGAUUUCUUGUGAAACGUGUAGGUCCAAAGAACUUCCACAUGUUCCGUCGUGUUUCAAGAUACGGUUACAAAGACCUUCACAAAAAAGACAAUGAAUUUGAGAAGAAGCUCUUUGACAAUCUCUUCACAUUUGUUCGGCUUGAGUCCAUGAUGGAAGGGUGUUCCGAUUCUGAUGAAUACAACUUAUAUGGACAAGAGACUCAACGAUCAAGAGACUUUUUGUUGAAAGAUAAUGCUCACACAUGUACUUUCUAG
Messenger RNA from Fraxinus pennsylvanica, 1410 nucleotides. Lineage: Eukaryota; Viridiplantae; Streptophyta; Magnoliopsida; Lamiales; Oleaceae. The record is from the annotation of a GenBank genome assembly.